GCUGUUCGAUCGCCGUCAGGUUAGGUGUGCGCCGUGUUUGUGCAGGUGAAAAUUAUCUGAUUAUCAUUGUAAAAGUGUUAUAAAGUGUUUAAAUUUUACCAAAAGUGGUAGUGUGAUAUCUGUGUAACCGAAUUCACCAAUAAUUGCCAAGAUGAGUCUGCUUCCGGAGGAGGAUCUGAACGCGUAUAUCAUGCAGACCCGCGGCGGCGCUCCCGGAGAUAUCCUCGGGGACAAUCCGCCCCUCGGGCAGCUGAACAACGUGCAGCACAAGCGGCCCCGUGGACCGAAGAAGGAGCGGCCACGGCUGGCAAACAGCAAGACUCGCUACCCAUUGAGGAAGCGCUCAAGACGGAACUGACCGGUUCGAACAGCAUGAAGACGCCGAUUUCGGUGCUGCAGGAACUGCUGAGUCGCCGUGGCAUUACGCCUCAGUACGACCUGAUGCAGGUCGAGGGCGCCGUCCACGAGCCGACGUUCCGCUACCGGGUUUCGUACCAGGACAAGGACGCCAUGGGAACGGGCAAGUCCAAGAAGGAGGCCAAACAUGCCGCGGCGAAAGCGCUGAUCGACAAGCUGACCGGAUGCUCCUUCGGCGACACACCGGUGGGCGGGGUGAGCGUCAAGAGCGAUCCCGAAGCCGGCAGCGGUGACGACGAACCGUCCGGCAACCCGAUCGGCUGGCUCCAAGAAAUGUGCAUGGCCCGCCGCUGGCCACCACCAACGUACGAAACCGAAAUGGAGGUGGGCCUGCCCCACGAGCGACAGUUCACGAUCGCGUGUGCCGUCCUGAAGUACCGCGAGGUCGGCAAGGGCAAGAGCAAGAAGAUCGCCAAACGGCAGGCGGCCCAGCGCAUGUGGCAGCGGCUGCAGGACCAACCGCUCGAACCGAACCAGAUCAUCCAGAUGCUGGACGAGGAGGGCAACGAGGAGCUGAAGGCGGCCAGCAUCUCCGGACGGUACGCCGGCCUCAAGGAUGUGCGCAUCCCGAGCCUGACGACGGGCCACGGCCAGAAGGUGUCCCAGUUCCACAAGGCUUUGAAGUCUCGCAGCGGCGAAUCUCUACGUAGAUUGCAGAACACUUGUCUGAACGACAAGUCCGUUGACUUUGUCCAGAUGCUGCACGACAUCGCCACCGAGCAGCGCUUCGAGGUCACGUACGUGGACAUUGACGAGAAGACGCUGAGCGGCCGCUUCCAGUGUUUGGUGCAGCUGUCGACGCUGCCGGUUGCCGUCUGUCACGGCAGUGGUGCCACGGCCAAGGAGGCACAGGCCGCCGCCGCCCGCAACUCGCUCGAGUAUCUGAAGAUCAUGACCAAGACCUAAGCUGCGGGUUUUUUUAUGUGAUUUAACUGACGCCAACUUCGACGAUAGACCAGCAUCGCAGUGGUGAGUUGCAGUGAAGAGAAGAUAAUUUGGGCGCAAAGUAAGUAAUAACGAUGGCGCUUACGUCGCAACAAAUUGAGCCAGGCGUCAAUAUUUCCUAAAGCAAACACAUUUUUACUCUGCGUAUUUGUCUUAACGAUUGAUUUUUUUUACACGUCGAUAGCAAAGUCUUGUAUCGACAUAAGCCAUCACACAAUACGGCGAAUAUUGUAAAGAUUGUAUUUCUAAUUGAUUUUUAUUUGUUUGGACAACUUGUCAAUUUGCUUUUAUUUUAAAAUUAUGAUUUUCAUGCCUUUUCGGUUUUACUUUUGUAUGCUUUAUUUAUAAAUCUUGCAGAGAAAAAUUAUAUCGAAUAAAUUAACUAUAUACAUAAAUAACUAGUAUUGCUAAAAAAUAUUAAAAUAUUACACAAAAGAAAAAAAAAAACAAUUAUUAUAGUAUCUUAGCUACACGCACUACUUAUUGCAGGUGAAACUGUAGCGUUGUGACGACAAAUCUUUUCGAAACAACACCGCCGAAAACAUUUGUCGUGUCAAUUGAUAAGAAUUUGACAAAGGGAAAAUAACAGAAUCAACAUCAUUCGAGUUAUUUAUGUGUGUAGUAUAAUCACGCGAAAAUCCUCAAAAGCGAGUCCAAAAUCCAAGGAUCGUUCGAGUUUAAAACUGAUCAAGCAAAGAAAAAUUAUUAGAAAGUUACACAAUUUUUACAACACGACACAAGAUAAAAAUUAAAAAUAACGCAAAAUACUUGCAAAGUGAAACGAAAAACAAAAAAAAGGUUAAUUUCUUUAAAAGCAACCCGCAAAUAUUAGAUGCAAAAAUGUGUGCGUAUUGAAGCCAACAAAAACAAACAAACAAAAAGUAAAACCAAGAUCGGCAGCAUCUCCACAAACGGAGCAUGCGCCAAUCUUGCUUGAACCAACAUAAUACAAGCUAUACUUUGCAUAGAAUUAGUGGGUUUUAUUUUCCAAAAUCAAUAUAAAAUAAUCGAUGCGUGAAGGAUUAGAAAAUCGUCACGUGCUUAAUCGAUAUAAACUCAAAAAAAAGUCUAUGUUUUUGCCUCAGUUUGAAAUUUUUCUUUUAUUUUUGUGCUUUUAGUUAGUAAUCCUUAAAACUACACAUUUCAAGUGUUUCCAUUCUAUCUUUUUCCUCAUACAUUAUAAUAAACGCUAUUUCAAAUUAAUUACCAAACGAUAUGAAAAAUAAAACAAAAUAGUACAUGUAUUUGCUGUCAUUAAUGGUAACAACCACAAACACACACACAGAAACUACAAGAAACAUAAUAUGCUACAAUGAAUGAAAGCAAACAACAUAUUUGAGACAUACCAAAAAGGGUGGGAUUUUUUCAAAAUGCAUCUUACCAGACACAGAGGGAGAACAUCAAACUACGACGAAAGCUAAGAGAAAAGUCCCAUACUUGUAGGAAAAUGGGCAUUAUUUUAAUGCAAAGUAUAGAGGUUGUAACCAAUCCUUGAAAAAUAAAUUUAAAAUAAUCACACUUGAGAGAGGAUGAAGAAACACACGAAAAACAGCAUCAGUAGCAGGUCCCUACGUGGUCUGGAUGUAUCGUGUGCGCCCGAAUAUGCUCUUUCCCGAUAAAUCUAUGGACAAUGAAAAGUGUCUUCAACGUGUUGUAGCUGGAGCAGAGAUUUCCGAUCGGGAAGCAGCGUAUUGUGUGCAUAAUAUUGUAGUUUUCAUGUAUUUCAGCAUAAUGAAUAAAAAAAAAAAAAAAUGCAUAACUGCA
Molecule: messenger RNA, 3126 nt
Organism: Culex quinquefasciatus (southern house mosquito)
Lineage: Eukaryota; Metazoa; Arthropoda; Insecta; Diptera; Culicidae
Gene: loqs
Product: RISC-loading complex subunit tarbp2
Exons: 6
Coding region: 373-1323 (316 amino acids)
Source: RefSeq, a predicted model, not a curated record